Capsicum annuum is the source of this 333-nucleotide messenger RNA. RefSeq names its product CBS domain-containing protein CBSX5-like. NCBI's taxonomy places the organism in Eukaryota, Viridiplantae, Streptophyta, Magnoliopsida, Solanales, Solanaceae. The transcript has a single exon. Bases 1 to 333 code for a protein of 110 amino acids. The record is from RefSeq and is a predicted model, not a curated record.
AUGAGGUUGCAAGAGAAAAAACUUAGCCUAAUGAUGGAACUGAUGGAUGAAGAAUUUCCAGCGUCGUCUUCAUCAUCUUCAAUUUUGAGUUGUUCUUCUAAUGAUAAGUUGAGGUUGAGCAGAAACGUGUCAGGACGAUCUUUAACAAGACGGUCAGAGGCCAUUGCUUGUUAUCCAGGGAGUUCAUUGGUGGUUGUGCUGAUUCAAGCACUUGCACAUCCUACGAGUUUCAUUUGGGUCAUCGAUGAGGAUCACAAUUUAGUUGGAGUGGUAACAUUUAAAGAAAUCCUGAAAGUUUUUCAGAGUAUUGCAAAUGCAAGGUUGCAAACCUGA